Messenger RNA from Carica papaya (papaya), 864 nucleotides. The record is from RefSeq and is a predicted model, not a curated record. Lineage: Eukaryota; Viridiplantae; Streptophyta; Magnoliopsida; Brassicales; Caricaceae.
GUCUUAUUAGAAAUUAACAAAAAAUAAUAAUAAUAAUAAAAACCCUAAGCAUUUCGACGCGGGCGAUUUCGACUGCCCGUCCACUUCUUUCUCUCCCUCUCUCUCUCCGUGGUGCCAUGAAGGUUACCUGGUAGUCUGGGGGGAGAUCAUUUUGAGGAUUGAAGGUGAAUUCACAAUUUUGAGCUGCAUUGCUGGUCAAAAAUGGGAGAGACAAGCGAACAGUGCAGACAAUGGGAGAACAUCUAUUGGAGCCAUUUCCAGUGCAAACAGUUCGCUCAGUUUCUUCUGGGGGAUUUCCGUCAACAACUUGAAAUCCCCAAAAGGUUUUCUCAAUAUAUGAAAGAGAAGCUGCCUGAGAGCAUCGUUCUUAGAGGUCCUAGUGGCAUUACAUGGAAUGUGGAACUAACCUCAAAAGAUGAUGCACUGUUUUUCCAAGAUGGUUGGCAAGAAUUUGUUAAGGAUCAUUCAUUGAAGGAGAAUGAUGUUUUGAUUUUUAGGUAUCAUGAGAGAUCCCAUUUUGAUGUUUUCAUGUUCGAUGGACAGAACUUAUGUGAGAAGGAAGUUUCAUACUUUAUUAACAAAAGUGCCAAUGAAAAACCUGAAGACAAGAGUCCAAGGAAGAGUGAAGAACAUUGUGUUGAAGCUAAUCAUACCCCUACUCACUGUGCUACUGAUUGCACUUCAUUUGAUAAUUUUACUACCGGCGAUGGAGAAAUGAUGCCUGUCAAGUCUGAAAGUUAUGGAAAAAGGAAACGUACAGAAGCACGCAGUACGAAGGCUGCCCCUAAAACAAGAUUUCAACAGAAAAGAGGACUUCCAAAUCCUGAAGUAGAAAUGGAACUUGAACCUGGUAAGCAAAUUCCA